Alternaria ethzedia is the source of this 402-nucleotide messenger RNA. RefSeq lists its product as uncharacterized. NCBI's taxonomy places the organism in Eukaryota, Fungi, Ascomycota, Dothideomycetes, Pleosporales, Pleosporaceae. The transcript has 2 exons. Bases 1 to 402 code for a protein of 133 amino acids. The record is from RefSeq and is a predicted model, not a curated record.
AUGGCACCCCGCGCCCUCUACACAGCAACCCGCGCCCUGCGCACUUCCACCUCCACCCCCAUCUCCACCUCGCGCACACCUAUCACCACUCUCACGUCUUUCACCACGCGCCGCACCUUCAAGACUACACCCUCCCUGCGCAUCAAAGAAGACGCAGCGCGCACCCCCGAACAAGUCGAAGCCGCGAAACAAGAACAGCUCAAGGAGCAGGAAAAGGGCGAGGGCAGAUGGCGCGAGGACCUUGCUAGUCAUGGCGAGAGCAACAUUGCGGCGGAUAGGCAGCAGGUUGGUGAUCAUGAGGAGCAUAUGAAGGAACUGCAGCGGGAGGGGAAGGAGAAGGGGGAGAAGGGGGAGAUCGGAUACUCAAUGGACGAAAUGAAACUCAAGAAAAGGAAGCAGUAG